UUCAACGAAGUACCGAAAUCCAGUAAACCGUGUCAUAAAUUCAUUCGCAAUUAUUUGUUUUUUACACUCAUUUUAGAAGAUAAAAUAUUUCUGUUUGCACAUUUUUUCUUCUUAUACUUAUUUCGAGAAAAAAAAUUCGAAAUAAACGAUAAAUACGUUUAUAAGAAAAUACAGAACUUUGUGAAAAAAAAUGUUCGCGAUCACUUUUAUCCUUGAAUAAUUUUUACCCAGUUCUCUUUAGAUGAGCAUUUGUUUUACACGUUUGUAACGGUAUAAUACAGAUUGAAAUCGAACGUAAUAGACAAUGGCACGACCAAUUGCUUAUUUAAGUCGAAAAGAGACAAUAUCUAGUUGUCACCGAUUACACAGUAACAAUUUGACCGAGGAACAAAACCAAAAUAUAUACGGAAAAUGUAACAACUAUUGGGGACAUGGUCACAAUUAUACAAUCGAAGUUACUGUACGUGGACCUGUAGAUUCAGUAACAGGCAUGGUUAUGAACUUAUCAGAUUUAAAAUUAUACAUGAAAAAGGUACUGAUGGAUCAAUUGGACCAUAAAAAUUUGGACAAGGAUGUACCUUAUUUCAAGAGUGUUGUUUCGACCACUGAAAAUCUAGCUAUCUAUAUUUUUAACGAAUUAAAGAAAAUUAUGCCUGAUCCAGAUAUUCUGUAUGAGGUCAAGAUCCAUGAAACUGAUAAGAAUAUUGUUGUUUACAGAGGAGAGAAAGAAACAUAAUUUUGUGAGAAUUACAAAGCACAAAAUGACAGAAUGUUGCUCAUUAUUUUUAUAAACAAGUAUACUUUAAGUCCCGAUCUAAUAAUGGUUAUUACAUACAAAUACAAUAGUAUGUACAUAAACAUAUUGUUAUAAGAAUUUUUCAAAUUUUUUUUUAUUCAAAAGACAACUCUUUAAUUGUCAAAUGAGAUAUAUU
Messenger RNA from Colletes gigas, 932 nucleotides. RefSeq names its product 6-pyruvoyl tetrahydrobiopterin synthase (gene purple). Gene Ontology annotation, biological process: tetrahydrobiopterin biosynthetic process. The transcript is spliced from 3 exons. Gene Ontology annotation, cellular component: mitochondrion. Gene Ontology annotation, molecular function: 6-pyruvoyltetrahydropterin synthase activity. NCBI's taxonomy places the organism in Eukaryota, Metazoa, Arthropoda, Insecta, Hymenoptera, Colletidae. The coding region runs from base 305 to 736 and encodes 143 amino acids. The record is from RefSeq and is a predicted model, not a curated record.